GUGGUCCUAGUCCGUCCGUCCUUCCCAACGUAAACAAAAAUACGAUUCUGGCUGAGGCUGUGGCUGACCCUUCACCCUCAGAUGCUAAAAAGUUGUGAAGCUCUGCAGCGUGAUAAUGAAGAAACGCACCGUUUACGCAUGGGUAGUAGCGAUCCUGAGUUUCCUUGUGCUGAUGAUCGUCACCCCUGCCAUUCCUCAGUCUCAAGCUUACCACGAUUUCGCUGACCAACGCGAAUUCUUCGGUAUUCCUAAUACACUUAAUGUGGUUUCAAAUUUUCCUUUCCUUGUUGCUGGUGUGAUAGGGCUUGUACUUUGCUAUUAUGGGAAUUAUUUUAGGCUGAGCUUGCAAGGUGAGCUUUGGGGUUGGACCUUUUUUUACAUAGGUGUUGCUGCUGUUGCUUUUGGAUCCUCAUACUAUCAUCUCAAACCAAAUGAUGCUCGCCUUGUAUGGGAUCGUCUGCCGAUGACUAUUGCCUUCACGUCAAUAAUGGCAAUCUUUAUCAUCGAAAGGAUUGAUGAGAGGAAGGGAACAUUCUCCAUCAUUCCACUACUAAUGGCAGGCAUAAUAAGCAUAUUGUAUUGGAGGUUUUUUGAUGACCUCCGCCCAUAUGCCGUGGUCCAGUUUGUCCCUUGCAUUGUCAUUCCUGUGAUGGCCAUCUUGUUGCCUCCAAUGUACACACAUUCCGCAUACUGGCUUUGGGCUGCGGGAUUUUAUCUCCUAGCUAAAGUGGAAGAAGCUGCGGAUAAAGUGAUUUACGAAUGGACACAUCAUAUUGUCAGUGGGCACACGCUUAAGCAUUUGUGUGCUGCUAUGGUUCCUGUGUUCUUGACACUUAUGCUUGCAAAGAGGAGUGUUGAAACAGAUAGGCAAAGUCUGCUCCAGACGUGGAGGAUUUCGUGGACUAAGGUCAAAGAAAAUGGAUCCAAGGUGGAGAGUUACAGUUGUUCAUACUCGACCGUUCCAGUUGUUGAAUCAGGCUGAACCGAAAAAACAAAAAAUAAUGAAAAACUUUCCUCCAUGUAAAUUAAGUGAUACAGACCACACUCACCUUGUCUUAAAACACUGGCUCAUCAUCACAGUAAUUACAUUUUUGCUUCAAGAAUUUGUACA
Carya illinoinensis is the source of this 1111-nucleotide messenger RNA. RefSeq lists its product as uncharacterized. Lineage: Eukaryota; Viridiplantae; Streptophyta; Magnoliopsida; Fagales; Juglandaceae. The record is from RefSeq and is a predicted model, not a curated record. The transcript has 7 exons. Bases 116 to 982 code for a protein of 288 amino acids.